Molecule: messenger RNA, 3861 nt
Organism: Caenorhabditis briggsae
Lineage: Eukaryota; Metazoa; Nematoda; Chromadorea; Rhabditida; Rhabditidae
Gene: Cbr-skih-2
Product: Protein CBR-SKIH-2
Exons: 16
Coding region: 1-3861 (1286 amino acids)
Biological process (GO): nuclear-transcribed mRNA catabolic process, 3'-5' exonucleolytic nonsense-mediated decay
Cellular component (GO): Ski complex
Molecular function (GO): ATP binding; RNA binding; RNA helicase activity
Source: RefSeq, a predicted model, not a curated record
AUGCUAGACGAAGAAGCUGAACGACUAUUCCGUUUGGAAUGCCUUGAGACACUCAACUGGCCGCCGUGUGCUCCAAUCCCAUCUCAUAUUUCCAAACAAGAUCCCAGUCUGGAAUUCCACAAUGUCGCCAACAAUCUGGAUUCUCUUCUGCAGUCAAUUGAUGCUCCUGCCAAUAUUGUUCCAAAAGUGGACUCGAACGGAAAAAUCGCAGGAUUUGAAGAAUAUGAACGAGUUGUUGUUGGAUCAGCGAAUACCUCAAUGUCGAUAAAUAGAGCUCCAUUUAAACAAAAAAGUCUGCACACCUCGGCGUUGAAUAGCAUUAAAGGAUCACCAGGAAACGUUCCAUUCAUUCCGGGUUUCUUGGAAGAAAUAGAGGAAAUGAUGGGGAACAAAGAGAAAUCAUCGAAUGGUGGUGGAGAGCUGAAGUAUCUCAAUUUUUCGGACGAAGCAGACCUACUAAACUCCGUUCCUACUCUUGGCCGAAUUAAAAUUCCCGAAAUCGUCCCACUGAAAAAAGAAGAAAAAGAAGUGGUUCACACUGAGGUAGCAAAACCGGUGGAUACAUCAGACGUGUUUGAUUUUCUCAACAUGCUUAACUCGGACGAAUACACAGUUGUGGAAAAGCCAAAGACUUCCAAAAAGGUAGAGGAUAUCCCUAUCGAUAAGCCAAUCGAAAUCGCUGAACAAGAUGACAACGAAAUUUCGAAUCUUCCGGAAAUCGUCACAAAACCAUACAUUUUUGGAGAGGUGAUUAGCAACAAACCGGGUGAGAAGUUUGAAUACGCAAGAAAAUUGGAAAAGAGUCCAGGAGAAGAAGAAGAAUAUCAGCGGCUUAUGCCAACUAUGGCACGCAAGUAUCCGUUCACUUUGGAUUAUUUUCAACAAUCAUCUGUACUUUGCAUGGAAAGAGGAGAAUCUUUGUUUGUGGCAGCCCACACUUCCGCAGGAAAGACAGUUGUUGCAGAAUACGCAAUCGCUUUGUGUCAGGCUCACAAAACGAGGUACUUUUUAAUUUCAUACUAUUUAUCCAAAGAUCCAGCGGUGUACACUUCUCCAAUUAAAGCACUUUCGAAUCAGAAAUUCCGUGAUUUCAAGCAAAUAUUUGGAGAUGUCGGAUUAGUCACCGGAGAUAUUCAACUGCAUCCGGAGGCUGCUUGCCUUAUCAUGACUACUGAAAUUCUGCGAUCAAUGUUGUACAACGGCUCGGAAGUGAUUCGUGAUCUUGAAUGGGUUGUUUUUGAUGAAGUUCACUACAUCAACAACGAAGAAAGAGGACAUGUCUGGGAAGAGGUGCUAAUUAUGCUGCCAGCGCAUGUUAAAAUUGUGAUGCUUUCCGCUACAGUACCCAAUUGUGUUGAGUUUGCCGAUUGGGUUGGUCGUAUCAAAAACCGUAAAAUCAAUGUUAUUUCAACGGACAAGAGACCUGUACCGUUGGAGCAUUUUUUGUAUACGGGACAAGACGGCAAAACUCAGAGAGACUUGUUUAAAAUCAUCGACAGAGAUGGACAAUUUAUUUUGAAAGGCUAUAAUGAUGCGAAAGAUUCGAAGACAAAGUCAAACGAGAAGGAGAAGGCUGGAGGUUCAGGAGGAAGAGGUGGUAGUCGAGGAGGAGGAGGAAUGAAAAGAGGUGGUGGAAAUAGUGGAGGCGGUAAGAAUUGGCCUGGGAAGAAUGACAAGAAUAUCUACCUGAAUCUCAUCAACUUCAUGAAAUGUGCCGAUCAAUUGCCAAUGGUUAUUUUUGUUUUCUCCCGGAAACGUUGUGAUGAUAACGCCCAAAUGUUGUCUUCCAUGAACUUAACCACGGAAGUCGAAAAACAACAUGUUAGAACCUUCUUCUCUCAGUGUAUCCAAAGAUUGAAAGGAUCUGAUAAGGAACUCCCUCAAGUACUUACGAUGCGAGAACUUUGUUUGAGAGGAUUCGCUGUACAUCACUCUGGAAUUUUGCCCAUUUUGAAAGAAGUCGUUGAGCUUCUUUUCCAAAAAGGAUACGUCAAGAUUCUUUUCGCUACUGAAACAUUUGCGAUGGGUGUUAACAUGCCGGCAAGGUGCGUAGUGUUUGACAGCAUCACGAAACAUGAUGGAACGGAAAGAAGAUUGUUGAAUCCUGGAGAGUAUACACAGAUGGCUGGCCGAGCUGGAAGACGAGGUCUUGACUCCACUGGAACUGUUGUCAUUAUUUGUAAAGACUCUUCAAUUCCCCUUCCGGACGUUCUGAAAAAUGUGAUCAGUGGCCAAGCACUACGCCUAGAGAGUAAAUUCCGUGUGACCUAUUCUAUGAUUCUGAAUCUGCUUCGUGUGGAGCAGUUGAAAAUUGAGGAUAUGCUGCAGAGGAGUUACGUUGAAAGUGAUUCAUUAAGAGAAUCAAAGGAGAAGAAAAAGGCGUUGUGCGAAAUGAGAAGAGCGUUGGAGGAAGUAGAACCAAUCGAAUGUGAAACAUGCACUCCGAAUUCACAACUGAGAGAUUAUCAUGACGCAGUCAUUGCAUUCGUCCAAAAGCGAGCGAAUAUCUGGCCCAAACUGAAUGAUGAGAACGUUAUCAACAAGCUGUUGGGAUCUGGAAGAUUCUUGAUUGUAACUAGUGCACAUAAUCAGCUGCAAAAUGAAUGUGCACUGUUGAUUAAAGAGUUGAACAAUAAGUCGAUACAGGUUUUGUCCGUCUCGAAGGAUUCUGAAGAGACGACACAAAAGAAUUUAAAAGCAGUAAAGUUUUCAAAACUUCCGAAAACGGUAUUUGACUCACUAUCAGAAAAGGAUAUCAACUGGCUCACUGAGGAAAACCAAAUCCUUGGAACUACGAAAUACGGAACUCGAGGGGUUGCUCAAUGUCCGCAGACCGCUCAAAGUUUCCGACUGUCUGAAAUUCCAUUGUCUGGAAUCGUUGCUGUAACGAAAAAAAGCAUUAAGAAUGUUCAAUCUGCCGAGAUAUUGCAAGAAUAUAACAUGCUACAGAUUCCAAGAUUCCGGGAUCGUGAGAUUUCUGAAAGCAUCCGGAAGCUUAUGCAGCAAAUAACUACCGUUUCACAGCAACUUGCGAGCAAAGAAUUGGAAACAUAUUCGUGGAAAGAGCUUCGAGCAAUGUGCCAGAAUCUUGAAUUGAGCUUCGAAACUGAUUGGAUGGAGUCUAUUGAAUCAGAGCUGAAUCUUCCGAAAGCGUUUCCAGCUCGGCAUUGUACGCGUUUCGCAGAUCAUUUUGACCUUCUUCGUAAUUCUGUCCGCAUUGAAAGGAAGGUGAAGAGUCUCGAAUACGAUCUUUCUAGUGAUGCUCUCCGGCUCAGCGAUGAAUACCAGAAUCGUCUUAAAGUUCUCGAAUCUCUGGGUUUUGUUGAAAAGAAGAUGGUUAGUCUGAAAGGAAGAAUCGGAUGCGAAAUUCAUCAUCAAGAGCUUCUGAUCACUGAAUUGAUUCUCGACUAUAAGUUCCAUAAGAGAACGCCUGCUGAGUUGGCUGCUCUUUUGUCUACGUUGACAUGCCAAUACAACUGCGGAAAAGAAGUGACAUUCGAACCCAAUUCAGUGUUUGCAGAGAUUUGCGAAAGUGUCAAGUCCGUUCUCACCCGUCUGGAGUCAGAAGCAUCAAAACACAGGGCUCACAUUUCAGAUGUGGGAUGCGAAAUAAGAUUCGAUUUGAUGGAGGUCGUGUAUGAAUGGGCUAAUGGAACGCCAUUCUAUCAAAUUAUGGAAAUGACGGAUUGUCAAGAAGGUCUGAUCGUCAAGUGUAUCCAGAGACUUGACGAAGUUUGCAAGGACGUUAGAAAUGCUGGUCGCAUUGUUGGAGAUCCAGCGUUAGUGGAAAAAAUGGAAGAAGUUAGUGCCUCGAUUCGACGAGAUAUUGUAUUUGCUGCCUCCCUAUAUACUACUGUUUAG